Molecule: messenger RNA, 958 nt
Organism: Tribolium madens (black flour beetle)
Lineage: Eukaryota; Metazoa; Arthropoda; Insecta; Coleoptera; Tenebrionidae
Exons: 6
Coding region: 189-686 (165 amino acids)
Source: RefSeq, a predicted model, not a curated record
CAGAUGGUCAAGUCGCGAUGGUCAUGGUACAACCGAUUGCGCGCGAUUCGGGGCGAGAUCGUGCGCGGGAUCAGUUCCAGUUUUGCAAAACCAGGUUUAAAAGUUAAACCUAGCGCGUUACACUCACUUUUUUUCACGAAUUUUCCAGUGAACAGUGAUUUAGUGAUUGGAAAUAACAGAAUUGAAAAAUGAAACCACUGAAGACAUUCUUGGGAUGUGCAAGUCUCAGAACGGGGACUCUCGUGGCUGGAGUAGCCGGAAUUGUUCUGGCAAUAAUUGGGAUUAUUGUAAUUUACACAGUGCAAGUUGAAUUUAAAACAAUAGUUUUAGAUUGGCUUCCACAGGAUGUAGUUCGUAUUAUUAUUGUGAUUAAUUUCGCUAUGGCUAUUCUUAUUUCAAUACUCUUAAUCGCAGGGACUUUAAAGAGAAACGCCUUUUUGAUGAUGCCUUGGGUAAUUCUAGCUAUUAUGUUGGCAAUAGGUUUAUUAGUUUCGGUAAUUUACACCGCCGUUCAAUUUUAUAUUAAUGGUAAAUCAAUAGAAGGAACAAUUUGGAUUGUUUUGGGCAUCAUUUCAGUUAUUAUUUACGUCUACAUGUGGCUUGUCGUCUUUAGUUACUUUACUUUCAUCCGAGAAGAAACCAAACGUGGGGCAUAUAUUAAAGAUCCAUUCAGACGACACUAUUAGAAAAAACUUGAGUGUUUUUAUUCAACCAAAGACAAAAUUGUUUAUUACAUCAAACUUGAAGGACUUUUUUCUACUUAAUUUUAAUUUUACUAGUCUAAAUGUGAAAUGUAACACUUUUUACGUUCAAUUAUGUACAUACAGAUACAUUUAUAAUGUUGAUAUUAUUGCAAGAUAUUAAUUUUUUUAUGAUGUAGAUUUUUAGUGUCUAUUUAUUAUUGUUGAAAUAAUCUGCUAAUAGUGCUAAUCCACUUUAAUAAAUGUUUAUUUUGCUA